Messenger RNA from Capsicum annuum, 5038 nucleotides. RefSeq lists its product as uncharacterized. The transcript has 6 exons. Lineage: Eukaryota; Viridiplantae; Streptophyta; Magnoliopsida; Solanales; Solanaceae. Gene Ontology annotation, molecular function: metal ion binding. Bases 504 to 4550 code for a protein of 1348 amino acids. The record is from RefSeq and is a predicted model, not a curated record.
UUUGUUUUUAACUACACACUUUUCUCUCUCUUCCUCGCUCUCCUGUGUCCAUAUAUCUAUUUGUUUUUUUCUCUCUCUAGGGUUUUAUUAACUCAUAAGAACUUCAAUCAAAAUUCUCAAAUGCUAAACUCACUGGAUUCCAAUUUCAGAUCUUCCAAAUUAGUUUAAAUUCACAUAUUCGGUAGCUCAUAAUUAUCAAUUUGGUAUGCAUUUAUUAGUGUUGUGCGUAAAUUUGUGUUUAAUUUAUGGGCAUGUCGUUACUGUCGAUUUUGUUUGUUUUUGAUAACCGUGCUGCUCGGGCAAGCUUACGUGCACCUCGACUAAAUCCACGGAUACUUGCUUUCUAUGCUUAUGAAUUUGGGAUUGAGAUGCAGUUGAUUUAUUGAUUGAAUUUAAGGGCUGCUAUGGAUGAGUUAAUUUGGUGAUCAGCACGUGGAACUCUUGGAUCGGGUGGGAUUGUGCACUUCAGAUUUCUUAAUUUUAUUGGUAGCUAGCUGUUUGAGAUGUAUGGUCAGGGUAAUUAUGCAACUCAGAGUGGUCAAAAUGCUAAUGCGUCUAGACCUCAAUUGCAGCAGUGGCCUCAUGUCCCCCCCCCUCCUGCUCCUGCUGCUCAGGCCUCACGUCCACCUAUGUUGCCACAUGGUCAUCCACCAGGACCACCCCAAGUUGGACAGCGUGUCCCUCCUGCAUAUCAGCAUGCCCAUCCCGGUGUACGCCAUCCUUGUUCCCCUUUUCCAGUUCCAACAAGUGGCAGCAAUUCUAGUCAGUUUUAUCCACUGCCUCCUCCUCCUCCUCCUCCGCCACCACCAUCUGCACAAGUUCAUGGAAGCGCCUCAAUUUUGCAAUCUCACCAAGUCCCUGUGCAGCAUUCCCAGUGGAAUCCCAGUAUGCAGCAGGUUCCAUCUACAAUAGCUUCAGGUGCUCCUAGAAUUCUUCCACCACCUCCACCAUUAGGUCAAAUGCCUUUCCGAGGUGCAAUUCAUCAGCCAUCACCAGACAAUAUGCAAGUUUUUCUUCAUAAUCUUCCUCCUCCACCACCACCACCACCACCUAAUAUGCAGAACCCUAGUUUUUUCUCACCUUCCCCAUUUGACCCCUCCAUGCAUUCGAGAAACCAUGAUUCCCAUGUACAAUCUGCUGUUCCUGGUACGCAGCCACCUUUGCCGCCUUCACCUCCUGGGGAUCCACCUCUUCCACCAUCUUCACCACCUCUCAUAUCUACCACUGCAAAUGCUAAUGGUGCUGGUGCUAAAGACGAGGAGGCGUUUGAGCAUGAUGGAGGGAUUGCUUACAGAGAAGGUUCACCAGUGAAUAGGCAUUUAGCCUCGGAUCUUCCAUCUCCUCCUCCUAGGCCUGUAUCAGCAGCAUUUCCAGGAGAAGGUCCAUCAGUUCAACUUAUUAAUUCCCAUGUACAACCUGCAGCUCCGUCUCAUUCUGCUGCUGAUUCUGAUAUGGAGAUGGAAGAUGAUAUCACCCAGCUGGAUGAAGAUCAACAGAUCCAUCCUUUGGGGGCUGAGAAGCAGUUAAAGGAUAGCUUAACUCAAGAUAUACUACAUCGAAAUUCAUCGUGCUGUGGACCUGUGGAGCCAGAGAAACAAAUACAAGUGUCUGCAGAUUCUCCAUAUCGCUCUCCUUCAAGUUUUCAGGGACCAUCUUCUGAGACCACUGGUUUACACAGGGAUAAUGAACCCUUCUUGGACGAUCAUGUGCAGACAUCAGCUUCACUAGAGAAAAAAUUGAGCCAUCCUAGUGAAUCACCCACUGACAAGGAGGUUGAUCUUGAAAAUGUUCACAGUCAGCUCAUGGAAGCUGCCAGCCCUUUUAGGCUAAUUCAAGGCUAUGCUUCGGAUGACAGUUUAGACAAUGCUAGUGAGAAUUGUCUUGAAAAUCUUGGCCGUUUUAUGGUUCCUCCACCCAGUGAUGCUGUUGCUAUAACUGCCAAGACUGAUACUGGGAAAUCACCAGUAUCUUCAGUUAAACCUUCAAAUUUUGUUGCCAAAGAUGGCCAAGAAUCUUUUGGUGCUUUAAAUGUUGAGGAUUCCAUUGAUUAUGAUAAUGGAAAUAGAUUAUCCUUGAAGAGUGAAAUCACUGCUCCUGAAGGACCUCAAUCGGAAAAUGUUUUCGGCAUUAAUGAUAAUGACAGUUUUGAGUUGCUUAGGAAAGAUGCUAAGGAUAAAUCUCCUACCCGGAAGGUUGAUGAGUUUGGGAGACUGGUUAGGGAGGGGGUCAGUGACAGUGAUUCUGAUGAUUCACGAAGGUAUAAGCAGAGACAUGGAAAAAGAGGAAGAAGCCGGAGCAGAAGCCGCUCUCCAUAUGAUAGGAGGAGGAGGAAUAGUCCACGUAAGAGAAAGGACAGGCGGGAUCGAUCUCGAAGCAUCUCUCCAAAGAGAUACAGAAGUAGAAGCAAGUCACCUUCUAGGCAUGGUUCAACUUCUGGUGGUGACAAAAUUAGAAGGGACAGAGAUGGUUAUCCUCAACAAUGUUUUAACUUCCUUCGAGGCAGGUGUUACCAUGGAGCAUCGUGUCGAUAUUUCCAUGAUGAGCUUGAUAAGAGUGGUAGAUCGAGAUCUUACAGGAGCAAACAUCAGCAACGAGAUCUUCCAGUCAGUUCAAAGGAUUCUGAUAUGCACGAUUCAAAGGAUUCUCAUACACAUGAAAAGGUUGCGACUACACUAAAGAAAUCGGUUCACAAUCAUGAUAGAUCCAAAAGUCAGGAUAUUCCUGAUAUGAAAGAACCUGAACCUACUACUCAGCUAUAUGGAAAGGAAAAUCAAAUGGGACCUGCUGACAGUCCAGUAAUUGUUGCUGAAGUGGAGAAGCUUCCUGGUGAUGCUGCUGGGGGCAUGCCUUCUUCAAUUGGAACAGUGGGGAUUCAUCAGUCUGAAGAUCGUGUCUCUGAUCAGAUGCUCCUAAAUGCAGAUGAGAAACCUAAAGAGAAAUGUGAUUCGUCUGUUUUGGAGUUAUCAUCUGUCCAGACAUCAUUCAUGGUCCCACCAGCCCAGCUUCCUCAGUUUGUCUCUGCUAAGGAGUCGCGCCCAUCAGAUGUUCUCCAGACAGUACCUUUGUCAGCUUCCUUUCCUUCACUUCCUCAGGCUUCUAGUACUGCAUUUGCUCAGCAGAUUCCCAGAGAUCACAACUUGCCCCCACCCCCACCCCCACCCCCACCUUUUAAUUCUGCAUAUAUGGGAAUUGCUCCUCCAUAUCAAACUCCAUUUCCUCAACAACCGUCUCCAUUUGCUGUACCUCUGAGUUCCUCUUGGAAUUCUCUUCCACCACGCCCAGCACAGUCACAGGCACCACACACUCAAUUUGUGAAUGACUCCUCUGGAAAUGUCGCUGGUGGACAACAUAGUGUUCCUCGGGUACAUUUUCAACCAAAUUUAGCAGUUCCAAGGAAUGACUUCUAUGCAGGCACAUCAGCUGAUAUUCCUCAAGUUGGUGAACAUCAUGCCUAUGUGCGUACUCAACCUAUCUAUUCUAGGGGGUCACCGAAUAGACCACCAGCUUUCAUCGGUGAAUCUCUAGCUCUUGGUGAAAUUCGUGGUCUAUCUUCUAAGAAUUACCCUUACAUGCAACAACAUUCUGGCCCUCAGACAGCUGGUAUUUCUCGACAUCUUGUUGAACCUGGAGUUAGUUCCUCUGUGUCAAGGUACACAUCUGAUUUGUUAGACCAGAAUCAAGCUCCUCGGUUGCCUGAUUUUGGUGGAUCCAGAUUUUCAAGUCAUUUCAACCCUUAUGCAUCAACAUUUGACCAGCCACUAACGACGAAAUUCAGUUCGGAUCCUUUAACACAUGGAAGAGAUAUGCUCCCUAGUAGUAAAUACAGUGCAUUUAGUUUGAGCAAUAUGCCAAUUGAUGGCCAUCCUGCAGAAAGUCUUGCUUCACGAAAUAUUACCCCACCAUCUGCACGUACAGCUGAAGGAAUGUUCCCCCGGCCAGGUGGUAACCAGUAUGAUCCACUUUAUGACAGCAUAGAGCCAUCUACUAACUUACUUAAGAAAUCUGAUCCUGGUCAAAAGCAUGAAGUAACUGAUGACUCGGGUGCUAUGUUAAGGCUCAGUGGAUCCAAUGAACCACUGGAUGUGGAAGUACACAAGACACAGAAAAGAGGUGGAGUUAUUGCAUUCACCGCAUCUGCAGAAAAUGAUGAAUUUGGCGAGACAGCUGAGGCAGAGGUGGGUGCUGUUGAGAAUGGAAGCCCUAGCGAUUCCAGUGAUGAGGAAGAUAUUCCUGCAGGAGAGAUAGAGAUUGAACAGGUGAAGCCAUCAGGGGAUAAAAAGAAAAGCAAGGAUUCCAGAUCUAUGAAGCUAUUCAAGAGUUCAGUUGCUAAUUUUGUGAAGGAGCUGUUAAAACCAUCAUGGCGCCAAGGUAACAUGAGCAAGGAGGUUUUCAAGACAAUAGUCAAGAAAACUGUAGAUAAGGUCUCUGGAGCUAUGAAAAGCCACCAAAUACCCAAGUCUAAGACAAAAAUCGACCAUUACAUUGACUCAUCACAGAGGAAAUUAACAAAAUUAGUCAUGGGUUAUGUUGAUAAGUACGUCAAGGCUUAACUGUCUAUUCGUUGGCUGUCCCAGUUGGCAACAACAGUUAUUUCCAUGUAUCGUCACUGUGGAUGCUACUGUGACUGCAUGCAACGGCUUAUGCUCUGAAACAAAGUCUUCCUUGACAAGCAGUGAUAGUUGCUUAGCUGCUUUUUGGGAUAAAAGCUUAUACGCACGACUGCCCCGAGACAUUACCUGCAAAUAUUGAUAAACAUGGUAUUUAGGACAACUCUUUGGAGAUAGAAUGGUAUGUAGUGCUGUGUCUGUACAACCAACAUCUACAAUUGAACACCAAAGUGUUGAGGCCUGUGAGAAGCAUACUAUCUCUGCAGAUAAAAGUAUGAGACACAGCAGCAUAUUGAGAAGGGCAAAAUGUAUGUAGUAAAUUUUUGGUUUAGUUUUGUUUCUUCUUAAAAGCUGCAUUGUUUAAUGGGUGUUGUGUAUAUGAGUGAAUAUUAAUAGCAAGCUUGUUAUAAAAUUUCACUGCGUUAUUGAUA